GUAUCAGUGAAGUUGAAGCAUAUCGAAUUUUGGGUACUGGGUCCAGUUCUAUUAUUUUUAAAGCAUACACUUCAGAGAAUAUAUGGGUAGUACUUAAAUACAGUUUGGAUAAUCAUUAUCUAGAAUGCGAAGUUCAGAUGUUGAAAAAAUUUGAAAAACUCAAGAGUAUUCCGAAAUUAUUAUACGAAGAUCUCCAUAAUCCUAUUAUGAGUAUCCCAUGCAUUGUCACUAGUAUGAUUGGCAAGAAAAUCACGAAGGUUUAUGUGAUAAUUGCCUGCAACAUCAUCGCCGAUGUUAUUGAAAUUCUAAAGGCCCUUCAUAAAUAUGGGUACAUUCAUAAUGAUAUUCAUUUUGGGAAUAUUCCAGAAGGCCAUGUAAUAUUUGCCUCUCAUAAUAGAGGUAAGUAUCUUAGAGCUGGAGAUGACUUGAAAUCCCUUUGUUAUAUAAUUGCAUUUAUGUAUGAUUUGAACAAGGCAUAUUGGAAUACUGUCAUCAAGGAUUCAUACCAGGCCAUUCAUAUGAAAGAAAGAAAACUCACUUAUCUUUUUGACGGGCUUCUAUUAAACUUGUUCUUGGAGACUGCAAGAACUUGUUCUCAACUAAAAAAACACCUUCAGGAAACGUUACAAGAAAGUUCUAAUCAUAACCGACAUCGAAUUGAGCAGCAAGUCUGGUGA
Molecule: messenger RNA, 677 nt
Organism: Funneliformis caledonium
Lineage: Eukaryota; Fungi; Glomeromycota; Glomeromycetes; Glomerales; Glomeraceae
Source: the annotation of a GenBank genome assembly